AUGAUGACAAUUCAGAAGAAGGCCUUCACACCAUCCAUUCAGGAAGGCAUGAAUAUGCAUUCAGCUUUGAGCUUCCACAGACACCACUUGCUACCUCAUUCGAAGGCAGACAUGGCAGUGUGCGCUAUUGGGUGAAAGCCGAAUUGCAUAGGCCUUGGUUUCUACCAGUAAAAUUAAAGAAGGAAUUUACAGUCUUUGAACAUAUAGAUAUCAACACUCCUUCAUUACUGUCACCCCAAGCAGGCACAAAAGAAAAAACUCUCUGUUGUUGGUUUUGUACCUCAGGCCCAAUAUCCUUAAGUGCCAAAAUUGAAAGGAAGGGCUACACCCCAGGUGAAUCAAUUCAGAUCUUUGCUGAAAUUGAGAACUGCUCUUCCCGUGUGGUGGUGCCAAAGGCAGCCAUUUACCAAACACAGGCGUUUUAUGCUAAAGGAAAAAUGAAGGAAGUCAAACAACUCAUUGCCAACCUGCGUGGGGAAUCCUUGUCAUCUGGCAAAACAGAAACCUGGAAUGGCAAACAGUUGAAAAUUCCACCGGUUUCCCCUUCAAUCCUUGACUGUAGUAUAAUUCGUGUGGAGUAUUCACUGAUGGUAUAUGUUGAUAUUCCUGGCGCUAUGGAUUUAUUCCUUAACUUACCAUUGGUCAUUGGCACCAUUCCUCUACACCCAUUUGGCAGCAGAACAUCAAGUGUGAGCAGCCAGUGUAGCAUGAACGUGAAUUGGCUUGGUCUGACACUGCCUGAAAGACCAGAAGCACCUCCCAGCUAUGCAGAAGUGGUCACAGAGGAGCAAAGACAGUCCAGCCUUGCACCCUUAGGUGUUUGUGAUGACUUUGAGAGAGUGCUUCCAGGACCGUUGUUUGUGUAUAUCCAGGAAUUCCGUUUUCUGCCUCCACCCCUCUAUUCAGAAAUUGAUCCAAACCCAGAUCAGCCCACAGAUGACAGACCAUCCUGUCCGUCUCGUUGAAGGAAUCCGUAAGAAGCUGACUUGACUUAGGUUUUUAAAUCAUAUUGGCUGUGUUGAAGGCCAAGGCAUCACAGUGGAGACGCACUUUCAGAGAAAGUGCGUUUCUUCUUGCCUGUGUGGUGAAUAAAUGAAAACAACCUGUGAUGAUGCUUCGAAGCCCACAGUGACAUUGUAAGACUGCUCCACAUGCUUGAAGACCUGAGCUUUUCCCCCUCCCUCUUAAAUACUGGCACAUACUAGGAGCAGCCUUAGUAACCUACCAUCAUGUGUGUCCAAACACUCAAACCACACUGAGAGGGAUGGCUUCCUCUUAUGAUUUGGAAAUUUGCACAUGUUUGUUGCUUACAUUGUGCGGUUCAGUGUCACUACAGCUCUUUCUCAUUUAUGCUGGACUUUUGUUAGCCCCUUCUUUGUUUGUGGUCCGCACAAUAAGGAGCAAAAGAAAGCUUUGACAAAAAAAAAACCAAACCAACAGCAACAGACUUUGACAAAUGCACUGACUUCUCUUUUUUAAUUUAAUGUAGCCUGGACUUUACCUGCAUAUGCACAUGCUCAGAAUUGUCCUAGUAGGCUGAUCAUAUAUCACCUCUUCAGCUUGGAUCCUAUUGUGGAUUUAUUUACAAACAUCAAAUGCCUUCAAGCCAGUCCUUUUUGCUGUGUGUUUUGCAGCCUACUGUAGUAGAUAAGCAACAGAUAUGGGGAUAGGGUUAGGGGGUGGAGAGUUAAUAGAAACUAACAGACUUCAUACCAUUUUGAUUUCUUUCAAGAAUUUGUUGCCUUUCUACUAUUAUCACAAAGCAGCAUUUUGUUACAGACUGCCUAAAAAUC
Acanthisitta chloris (rifleman) is the source of this 1793-nucleotide messenger RNA. It is a transcript of the gene ARRDC3, whose product is annotated as arrestin domain containing 3. Gene Ontology annotation, biological process: protein transport. Lineage: Eukaryota; Metazoa; Chordata; Aves; Passeriformes; Acanthisittidae. The annotation marks the transcript as partial. Gene Ontology annotation, cellular component: cytoplasm. The transcript has 7 exons. The record is from RefSeq and is a predicted model, not a curated record.